UAUCAGAACAGAAAAGCGCGUAGAACCUCUGGAAAUUCGACAAUGGCGAAGAACAGACAAAAGAAGAAGAAAAAUGGAUCGGCUGAAACGGCUAUGGAUAUCGCGCCAGCUGAUAAUUCGUCUCAAGCUAUGGACACAUCUGAGAAUUUAGGUUCCAGCGUUUCUGUUGGUGUAUCACUCAGGAAAACGAAGAAGGGGCGGCCCAUGAAGAGAUCAAAGAAUGUGCGGAAGUUGAAGGCCGUAGCUAAAGCUAUAUGUCAAACUGAAAAGUCGGUCGAGAAAGUAUCAAAAGGUGAAUGCAAGAUUGUGAGAACUAAAUCUGCUAAAAAUCUUUACGAUUAAUUCUUUCACCGGAUAUAAAUCCUACUCUUAGAGGCCUUAGAGUAUGUUAGUACGUGUAAUAUUAUUUGUUUCUUGUUCAGUGGCAACUUAUUAUAGAUUUUUUUUUUCUCGUUUCCCUACUGGUAGUAAUUUAUUCAGUUUCCAUUUUCUUAAGUUUGCAAGUGAAGAAAUGAAAUAUAUCAGUUGGGGGCCAAGUGUUGUAAGUUUGAGCUACAUAAAUCUGCACAUUUGAAUUGUAUUACCUCACUGUUUACUGACUAAAGUUAUCACCUUUA
Erythranthe guttata (spotted monkey flower) is the source of this 617-nucleotide messenger RNA. RefSeq lists its product as uncharacterized. NCBI's taxonomy places the organism in Eukaryota, Viridiplantae, Streptophyta, Magnoliopsida, Lamiales, Phrymaceae. The record is from RefSeq and is a predicted model, not a curated record.